UACCCUGUCCUUCCUUCCCAGGAGACAUGAGCAGCAUGAGGUGGGAGAACCAGAGCAGCGUGUCCGAGUUCCUCCUCCUGGGGCUCCCCAUCCAUCCAGAGCAGCAGGGCCUGUUCUUCGCCCUGUUCCUGGGCAUGUACCUGACCACGGUGCUGGGGAACCUGCUCAUCAUCCUGCUCAUCAGGCUGGACUCGCGCCUCCACACCCCCAUGUACUUCUUCCUCAGCCACUUGGCCUUCACUGAUGUCUCCUUCUCAUCUGUCACUGUCCCAAAGUUGCUGUGGAACAUGCAGACUAAUCACAAGUCUAUCCCCUAUGCAGGGUGCCUUUCCCAGGCAUACUUUUUCUUAUUGUUUGCUUGUCUUGACAAUUUCCUUCUUGCAGUGAUGGCCUAUGACAGGUACGUGGCCAUCUGUCAGCCCCUCCACUACACCACCAUCAUGAGGCAGGAGCUGUGUGUCUCCUUAGUAGCAGGGUCCUGGUUAUUAUCCAGUCUUCACUCUCUGUUGCACACUCUGCUCUUGGCCCGACUGUCCUUCUGUGGUGACAAUACCAUCCCACACUUAUUCUGUGACCUCCCUACACUCCUGAAUUUGAGCUGCUCAGACAUCUCCCUCAAUGAGUUGGCCAUCUUCAUUGAGGGAGGAAUUCUCAUCCUCCUGCCUUUGAGUGGCAUCUUGGGCUCCUAUAUCCGCAUUUGGACCACUGUCCUGAGAGACCCCUCUGCUAAGAAAUUCCUCAAAGUCCUUUCAACCUGUGGCUCCCACCUCCUUGUUGUGUCUUUAUACUAUGGGACCAUUGGAGAAGUUUACUUUUUCUCCUCAUCGUCAACACCCAAUAAUAAAAAAGUAAUUGCCUCUGUGAUGUAUAUGAUCAUCACCCCCAUGCUGAACCCCUUCAUCUACAGCCUGAGAAACAGAGACAUGAAACGUGCCCUGGAAACAGUUGCUAACAGGGCUAGGUUCCUUAUGUCAAAUCACUCUAUCUGA
Molecule: messenger RNA, 989 nt
Organism: Talpa occidentalis (Iberian mole)
Lineage: Eukaryota; Metazoa; Chordata; Mammalia; Eulipotyphla; Talpidae
Product: olfactory receptor 1J4-like
Exons: 1
Coding region: 27-989 (320 amino acids)
Biological process (GO): G protein-coupled receptor signaling pathway
Cellular component (GO): membrane
Molecular function (GO): olfactory receptor activity; G protein-coupled receptor activity
Source: RefSeq, a predicted model, not a curated record